Molecule: messenger RNA, 4169 nt
Organism: Contarinia nasturtii (swede midge)
Lineage: Eukaryota; Metazoa; Arthropoda; Insecta; Diptera; Cecidomyiidae
Gene: HDAC6
Product: histone deacetylase 6
Exons: 11
Coding region: 474-3701 (1075 amino acids)
Biological process (GO): chromatin organization
Cellular component (GO): histone deacetylase complex
Molecular function (GO): histone deacetylase activity; zinc ion binding
Source: RefSeq, a predicted model, not a curated record
UACACAACAAAGUAGCUCGCUGUAUUUAGGACUCUUCGUUAAUAGUUUUAAUUCAUCUAAAAUUGUUUUAUUGUGUAAGUUCGUAGCAACAAACAAAAUUCCAGUGAGACAUGUAAAUAUUUUAUCGUUAUGCUGUGAAUCAUCUAACAACUUAACAAUCACAAGUGAACGUUCAUCCGCACAUCAUUUUAAACGAAACAAAAAAAAAUUGUGCAUGUAACAUUUUAAUUCAUUGGCAAGUGCAUUUACAUUCAUAAAAAAAAAUUAAUCGUGUACUGUAGUAGUUUGUGCCAAUCAAGAAUCGACUCACAUCACCCGCAAAUAUGCAAUUGUCUGAAUAAUUUGUUGAAAUUAUCAUCAAAUCGCUCAUUGAAAUAGACACACAUUCAUAAGCCCGAGCAGCUGAGAGUGAGUCAAGUGAAACGAGUCAAUAUCAAACAGUUCGACUGGAGAAAAAAAGAUUCUAGAGAAUCAUGAGUACAUCACAGAUUUUAACAAGAGGAGCAACGCAACGGGCCAAAAUUCAAACAAGAGCCAUGGUUAACAAAGAUAUUCAAAGUCAACAAGCCAAAACAAUGCCAUCGAACGAACUUCAAGCCACUGGGAAAAAGCCCAAUAUUACGCUCAACGAAGUCAAGAAAAAGGCACGAAGUUCCGCAUCGAAGUCGACAAAUGAAACCGUCGUCAAAGAUAUUUAUCAAAAUGCUUUGAGUGCUCUAAAAACCAAACGAGGUGCAACGGGUCUGGUGUUUGACAGACGGAUGGACCAACAUUCCUGUUUGUGGGACAAAGGCUAUCCAGAAUGCCCGGAAAGAUUUACUCGUGUUUUGGAAAGAUGCGAAGAACUGCAACUGAUUGAACGUUGUCAUGCAAUCGAGUCACGAUUGGGAACGGUUGAUGAGAUUCUAACGCAGCACACUCAAGGCCAGUAUGACAUUUUGAAAGCAACCGAAAACGAAACCAAUGAGAGCAAGCUUGAAGAGCUCAGUUCGCAUUACGAUGCCAUUUAUAUUCAUCCGACGACGUUUCAAUUGUCAAAAUUGGCUGUGGGGAGCACAAUCGAGCUAGUCGAACGUAUACUUCACGACGAAGUUCAAAAUGGUAUGGCAAUCAUUCGACCGCCUGGUCAUCACGCAAUGAAGGCCGAAUACAAUGGAUAUUGUUUCUUCAACAAUGUUGCCAUUGCUGCACAGCACGCAAUUGACCAUUGUGGUGCAAAUCAAAUUCUAAUUGUUGACUUCGAUGUACACCAUGGACAAGGAACACAACGAAUGUUCUACAAUGAUCCGCGUGUACUGUAUUUCUCGGUUCAUCGAUACGAGCACGGCACAUUCUGGCCAAACCUACGUGAGUCAGAUUUUGAUUGCAUCGGUGAAGACAACGGCACCGGAUACAAUUUCAAUGUGCCGUUGAACAAAACUGGCAUGUCGAAUGCAGAUUAUUUAGCGAUUUGGCAACAGAUUCUCUUGCCCGUUGCAGCUGAGUUUGCUCCCAAUUUAAUAAUUGUAUCAGCUGGCUAUGAUUCGGCUUUAGGCGAUGAAAAAGGAGAAAUGGAAAUCACACCGGCAUGCUAUGCUCAUUUGGUGUCGCCUUUAAUGACAUUGGCCAAUGGUCGUGUGGCAGUUGUAUUGGAAGGGGGAUACUGUCUCGAUUCACUCGCAGAAGGAGCAGCAAUCACACUUAAAACCCUUCUUGGCGAUCCGUGCCCCUUGCUAGAGCCACUCAACCCACCCUGCGACAGUAUGGUUGAGAGCAUAAUGAAUUGCAUCUAUAGUCACCGAAAAUAUUGGAAGUGUCUGCAAAUACAUCAAACCUACGAUAUGAAUGAAUUGACAAGCGAAUCGACUAAUUUGCACGUCGUGGAACAGAAAUUUAUUGGUUCCGGUGAACCUGUGCCAGAUCGGUUCGAGACGCGCAACUGUUACCCUGUACAGAGCACACAGCGACUGAAAGACAUUUCAGAGCAUUUACAAAAGCUCAAAUUAAGCACAAAUCUAUUUUCAGCGCCAAAUAAAGUGUGCUACGUGUAUGAUACUCAAAUGGCUGAGCAUCGAAAUCUGUACGAAGAGCACUACGAACGACCCGAACGAAUAACAAAGAUUCAGGAGACAUUCGCCGAAUACGAUUUAUUGAAUCGAAUGCAUCGAUUGAACACACGUGAAGCAUCUACCGAAGAGUUAUUAUUGAGUCAUACAUACACACAUGUGAAAAAUAUGCGCAAAAUUUCCAUGCAAAAUAAAAACAUGCAAGAAAUCGGCGACAAAUACAAUUCGAUUUAUUUCCAUGAAGCGACAUACAAGUGUGCAUGCAUCGCAGUAGGUUCAGUGCUGCAAGUGGUUGAGAACGUAUUGAAUGGUCUCUACCAAAAGGGCAUCUGUGUAGUUAGACCACCAGGCCAUCACGCUGAAUCAUCGUAUCCGCAUGGAUUUUGUAUUUUCAACAACGUGGCGUUGGCCGCAAAGCAUGCAAUUAACAAACUAAAUCUCAAGAGAGUAUUGAUUGUCGACUGGGACAUUCACCAUGGCAAUGGUACACAGCGAAUGUUUGAAGACGAUGAAAAAGUCCUGUAUAUAUCGUUGCAUCGUUACGAACAUGGAACUUUCUUUCCAAAAUCGAGCGAUGGCAAUUACACAGUUGUCGGAACUGGUCAAGGUGAAGGUUUUAAUGUGAAUAUACCGUGGAAUAAGCAUAAAAUGGGCGACAGUGAUUACAUUGCGGCGUUUCAACGCAUCAUCAUGCCGAUUGCGUACGAAUUCAAUCCGGAGCUGGUGAUUGUAUCGGCAGGAUUUGAUGCUGUUGUGGGAGACCCAAUCGGCCAUUACAAUGUCACUCCAGAGGCAUAUGGUUAUUUUACACAAUGGCUGUCAUCGUUGGCCAACGGUAAAAUCAUUUUGUGCUUGGAAGGUGGCUACAAUGUCAAUUCGAUAUCGCACGCAAUGACAAUGUGUACAAAAGCACUGUUGGGAGACCCAUUACCAUUGCUUCACACCACCGGAAAAGCGCCAAGCGAAAGUUGCAUUGAGACCAUUCAAAAUGUAUGCUCUGUGCAUCAAAAAUACUGGAAGUCACUUCGUUUUGUCAACAAACUACCAUCGUACGAUGUAUUUGCUGAAGGCACCAUCGAUGAAAUGACAAAACAAUUGAAUGCAAUGACUGUGUCGGACGAUCAAAACAAACCGUCAAGCAGCAAACAGUGUCAACUUGAGUCUGAACCAUCAACAUCAGGCGCUAGUGGUAGUGGAUCAGCAGGCGGCAAUACAAAACAAACGCUGACCGAGUAUUUGAGAGAAAAUAGGGACGCUCUACUGAACGAAGAGAUGUUUGCGGUGGUACCACUGAGCGAUUGUCCACAUUUAGCAACGUUGGAUUCAAAUUCAACACCAAGUGUGUUCAAUACAAAAGCACCGUGUUUCAAUUGCGAAACAGUCAUCGAAAAUUGGGUGUGCUUGUUAUGUUUUAAGACAUUUUGCAGUCGAUACGUUCAGGAGCACAUGUUAUUCCAUCACCUGGAAAGCGAACAUGCUCUUGCAUUAAGCUACUCUGACCUGAGUGUGUGGUGUUUCAAAUGCGAAAACUACAUUGAUAAUCCGAUCCUAUUUAAGUACAAAAAUCUAGCGCAUCGUGAUAAAUUCAACGAAGACAUGGUAUGGUGCUACAAUACAGAAACAAUUGUUUUGGACAACGCCACAACGUCAUCCUGAUUCGCGCACAAACCCGAAUUUAUUACAGCCGUGUCCGUAUGACGAUUAAAUGUGACAAAUUUUUUAUUUAUAUAGCCCAGAGGCAGAAUUUGGUCGAAAUUUGAACAAUUUAUAGGCCCUUGACCUAACCAGUUAACCAAAGAUAACCUCUAUGAACUAUUCAUUGUCAAAUGCUAAAUUCAAACUUUGACAAUAGUUUUGAUUUGAAAAUAAUAAUAAAAAAAAAUGUGUCCAAGGAGAAGAUGCUUGCGUUCAAAUUAGCUAAGAAGAGAAGACUAUUUUUUGUAGUUCAUAAAGAAACUGAAAAUGUUGUUAGAUUAAAUUAAUUUAUUAACAGAAAAAAAAUCAAAAUAAAAUACCCAAAUAGCUAUAGCAAAAAGAGAUUCAAAGGUAGUCGAUAUAAUUGUUGGACAAAUGUAUUUAACCUAGCUGAAUAAAAUACUGAUACAUGAUAACAGAAAAAUACAA